Cuscuta campestris is the source of this 906-nucleotide messenger RNA. Lineage: Eukaryota; Viridiplantae; Streptophyta; Magnoliopsida; Solanales; Convolvulaceae. The record is from the annotation of a GenBank genome assembly.
GCGCAUCAAAUAUCCAAUCUGAAGCAAAUCAGAUCUAAACCAUUUUUCUUCCACAAGCAGCGACGAGCACCCACGAACCCUAGGUUCGAUUUCCUCACUCUUUUCUUCAAAUUCUUGGCCAAAUUUCUUUGAAUUUCUCCCAAAUUCAUCUUCAAUUUCAUCAAAAUGCCAAGGAGAAGACCGGAAAAGCCGCCUUACGUCCCAACCUUAGGUGCGAUUUGGAGAUUGGACGGCCUAACCUACGUCCAUACACCAUCCAACAUCUGUUUCGCCAACACCACGGAUGUUGAGAAGUUCCAAAAAGAGUUUCUGGACAGGGAGAUUAUCUCACCGAAGAUCGUUGAGCCGACCCUCUUCAACGACGUAACCAAUGCCCCGUGCAAAGCUCCUUUCCAACGGCAAGGAGUAGACUUUUCACGCGACAUAAGGGUACCGGUGAAGAAUACGUGCUUCAUCCAAGAGACGAAGUUCAUCCGUGUCGUUUGCCGGAACGAGGGUGAAAUGCCUCAACAAGGAGUGAUCGAGCAAACUGAAGGCAUCCUUGAGAGUGAAGCCGAGACUGAGGCCGUUCGUAGCCGCUCUAGAGCAGGACCUAGCAAUGCUGGUGAAGGAACAAGCAAUGCAGGGGAAGAAACUAGCCGAGCCGCGGUAAGAGAAGCCCGACGCCGACGCCCAAAACCGAGAGCGGAUGAGACCGAGCCUUCUUGGGUCCGGAAGAUUUUGGAUGCCAUCACAUGUGUUCGUGACGACAUCAGGCAUCUUACCGAUUGAGUCCCCCGCCUUGAGGAUUCCCGCCACUCUCGCUCAUACCGAGGUCCACAUCAUAGCUUUUCCGGAGGACCUAGGCCGGCAAAUUCUCUUUGACCUUGUUUUUUAAGCUUUAAGGAAUAAUGGUUGUUUUUUUUU